UGGUUUCUGUCAAUAAUACACAGUGCUGCUUGUCAUUUGUGUGCUUCGAUUGUUUGCUUUACUGUUUCCUAACGUUUUAUUUUGGACUCUGAAGGAAUUUAAUUCAAAAUAAGUUAUUCUAAUUUUAGUGACUGAUGUAUUGUUAGUUAACUUUCUCUGUGCAUUUGCGUCUAUUAGUUUAGUUUAUGUGUGCAGCGGUGCGAUUAUUAUUUUGUAUUUAAAGUAAAUAAUAACGCAACAAUAAAUUAAUGUUUUUGAAUAAUAAGGACGACAAAACCCGGGUUUUAGUGUAACUUAACGACACUCAAAUGCCAAUUGCCGCUGGAAUUUCGAUGACAAAUUCAGUCGGGGUGUGUGUGAAAGCGCGGUGGGACUAUGUUGUUUCUCAGUGCCUUAGCGAUCGGUAUGAUAGGUGGGCUGCAGAAUGUGACGACGGAGGUGCCCGCUCCCAGCAGUGACGGCAACGACGGCAACGCGGUGACGAGCGUGGCGGAGCGGGCGGUGCGCGAGAUGGGGCUGGUGGAGACGACCAAGUUGUCGGGCCAGUCGGGGGACCUGGUGAACGUGACGGUGCACGAGCGGCCCUCCAUGUGGGACAUGUACCUGAACCACUGCCCGAAGUGGCGGCCAGUGAACCAUGUGUUUUUCCAAGUGGCCAAUGUGUUCUUCCUGUUGUCGUUCCUGGCGCCGCACACGGCGAGCGGGCUGGUGUGGCUGCGCGUGGCGCUGAUGCUGGGCUGCGCCUUCUCCGCCAUGUGGGCGUGGAGCAUCGAGUGCUACCUGGACGCUGUGCUCUGGAACAGUGCUUUCAUUGUGAUAAACUUCAUUUACUUCUCCAUACAGUUUUAUUUGAUGCGCCCCAUCAAGUUCCACAAGGAUAUUGAGGAGGUAAAUAUAAUUUAUUUGUUUUGUCUUAAUAUAUUAUUAUUUCCCUAUUAUCUGUGGUGAUCUUAUCUAAGGAAGAGUAAUCACCAGACACUCUUAACUAUAGUUUAUAAUGUAGCAGUAAAACUGAGUAACUCUAAGAAUUAACAUUUCAAAAACUUAAGUCGCACCUGUACAUAAAAAUUCUUAGAAUUAUAAGUCAAUAUUUUCAUCUAGCUCACCAAAUUAGUAUUUUCAGCCAUACAACCACAACUUACCAUAGAUAAAUGUAUUAAUUUUUUUAUAGAGAUGUGAUCAAUAAUUUUAGCAAGUUGGUGAGUCAUAGGUCAAUCAUGUUUAACUCUCAAGGGCUUGAGGUCAACCAGUAACCUGUUUGUUUCUGUAAAUAUAAAUUAGUUGUAACAUGUUUUGAUGACAUCAUACUGCAAACAUGUGCAAAAAACUUCAUAAUAAAAAUUUAAAAUUGAGGAUUAAGAAAAUAGGGUCCAAAUUUUUGUAUUUUAUUACAUAUUAUAAAUGAAGCCAAUGAUUUGAAUAUGGAAUUAAAAUUUUGGCAUCCAUAUUGAAUCAGUAACAGGCACAUAAAUGUAGGUAUGCAUAAUUACUUUUGGCAUAAAUAGGGGUGACCAUGAUGUUUUAUUUUAAACCAGGACAUAUUUAUAAACAUUUUUCUAGCUCUCUUUUUUAUAAAUACAAUAGGUACUUAUAAGAUAAUUAUACCUAAUGAAAGAUUUUUACAAAAGACCUACCUAACACCUUGUUAUCUAACAUUACCAUGAACAUGACAUUGCAUUUCAAUGUUAUCAAGAUAAUAUUUUAAUAAAACAGCAUUACCUAAGCAGUAAAACCUAAUGGCUGUAUUAGAACCAUGCUAAAUGAAAAACUGUUUUGGUUCUUGUUUUCAAUUUUGUGUAUUAUUUCAUGAGUUAAAAGUUCUGUGUUUUGGUAUUGUUGAACAUAGCUUAUGAUUUUCGACGUCGCCAUAAUACGUAAAGAAAUAAUAACUAGUUACAGCAACUAUCGUAGUUACAGUCUAUUAUUUAUGAUGAAGGACUUAUUGCCCUCUCUUUGAAGUCUGUCCUACAAAAGCUCAUUAAGUGAAGGGCGAAAAUCAUGGCGCACAGUCCAGCUGUACAAAGUCAUAUAAUUUCUAAAAAUAAACACACUUCAUCAUUUCUGUGAACUGAGAUUUUUAUUUGCUUCACGCAAAUAAGUCAGUUGUUAAUUUAUGUCGGGUUGUGUCAGCAUACUCCAUUUUAAAUGCAAAUUACAUCAGCAUCUAUUCGAGAGUACUCGGUUCGUACAAUUUGUCGAUUUCCGAGCCUGAUAAUUUACUUAUCAUAACUACACGUCGAAUCAAUACGUGUUAAUAUGUCCGCAAUUACUACGCGUCUGAUCUCAUUACGGAUUUAUUUACUCGAACAGACACGAACUGUGAUACCUGAUAUAAAAUAAAAGAUUAUCGUAUAACAGUAUAGGUACUAUGUUUGGUAUUUUAUUGAUAAUAUAAUCCCUAGUUUCUGAAAUAUCAAAUCACACUACCGGGUACAUAAUCGCCUUUAUUACGCGAAACAGCGAUAAAAUUAAUACGGUUCUUUAUACUUAUACCUUAAAAUCAUAAAACUGCGUUUAAAUUACUACCUAUGUUUCUUCUUUAUGAUUUUAUCGUCAUGAUUAAAACACACGUGCAAAGUUAAGAUACGUAGUUUUGAGGUUCCUAUCUGUUAAAAGCUUAUUAUUUUACUAUUACUAGGUAUUUUAUUUUAUCAAUUCGAGAAUCUUCACAAUCAAAGUCCACUAACAUUCUGUUCUUUCUGGUAGGUAUGAAAUAAACACCAAUAAUUUUCAUUAUUCCAUUUACGCCUACUUCAUUUCAAAUAACUUACAAGCCUACCAUUUGAGUAUCUAUUUUUAAAACUAAUAAAUAUAAGAACUUUACCCAAACCGUGAAUCAUAUUGGUUUCGAAAGUCGAUAGAGUAGUGAGUAUGCGGUAGAUUGCGGUCGACGCCCGUGGUUGAAAGCACAGGUUAAGAACAGUACUAAACUAAGUAUAUCACAUUUCCUAAAUACAUACUGUACCUCAUAAGUUAUUACGACUUAAGUUACGUUGCAUACGUUUUAAAUGUCCUUUUAAUGUCCUCAUUAAAAAAAUGCAUGGCUACCCUAACUUGUGUGGAGAGGGUUGAAAUUGCAUUUGCCUGACUCGUAAUUAUUCGUAACUAAAGUAUUUUCAUGUAUGGAUCACGCACACAUGUACGUGAUGUCGAUUGUCGAUAUCCGAUCCGCCGGAUGACACUAGUAAAUAAUUCUGCGAUGUAAAUGGUACACCUAAAAUGUGUGAAUAAUUAAUCAGAGCUAUUCGACGCCAGUGACGCGUCGCUCAAUGGUUUUGUCGACGGAUAUUAGGGCUUCACCCCAAUGAAUAGUUCAAGUAGCUGUUGUUUUUGCACUAUAAACGCUAAAGCUUCUCAUUUAAACACGUGUACAGGGACCCCACAAUUAUGCCUAGAGUCACAUAACAAACAUUUUUCCCCUAAUACCAUGUCUCCGCAAGUAAUGAUCGAUUAACAUAACUCGUACGGCAAAGGACUACAAAAUCGAUUGUAAUCUAAAAGCCUUAUUAAUUUGGCAAUUAUUUAUCUUGUAAAUUGUUUGUUAAAAGCCGACUAGAAAGCCAUUAGCGAGCAAUGCGUUAUUCACACAAAAUUGUCCGCGUACUGAUCAAAUCGUUAAUUAUACUUUAAAUAAUGCAAACUAUUUUCUAAUGAAACUCGAAACUUGGUUGACAUUUUCGUUACCUACAUAGAGCCGGGGAAACGAUAAUGUAAUAAUAAUUUUCAAUAUAGAAUCAAGGCUCAGGGCUCAGCCUAAUGAACGAGGAAGAUUUACAUUUAAAAUGUCAGCUCACCGCAUUUGGACGGGGGAUUAAUGGCUAGAUUGCCAACAGUCCUUUCAGUGUGUUCCCAGAGGUCAGUGGGGCAAGACGGAGUGAAUGGCCUUUCAGCUGGUGACGUCACCUCCUCACUUACCACCCAUCGAGGGUUAAACGUACUUAAAGUUUCACAUUUAUGAUGAAGCACACAACUUUGCAGUUCUUUGCUGUAAGAUCGGCGGGAUAUCGGAUUUCCUCUUUAUAAACUUGUUGGAGCGCUUGAAAGGUCUCGAUACGUUCUACGAAGAAAAUACCAAUAUAAACAUUCUUACAAUACCUACAUGUAUCUUUGAAAAUAAAGCUUUGGGUCUAUGGCAUAAGUUGUUAUAUCAUGACUAGUUCGUGCAGGGCUCGGUUUUGGCAACUAUUCAAAGCUCUUACGUAAUAGCUUAAAACCGACCUGAACUGUCUACAAAAAAUUCUAUCUGGUCGGAUUUUAAUUAAUAUAUGAGGUCUGAUUCCUGCUCUGUAUGCGAGGAGCGACGACACGUGUAUCAGUAACGGUUAUCCGCAAUGUGUAUCUAACUACGUAUUGCGGGAAAGCGGCGUGAUACGGCCGUACAUGUGUUUAAAAUUGUUUACUCGUCUGAAUGGAUACACAACCGAAUAUUCUGCCCGUUCUGUUUAAAAUGUUCAAUCGUUUACUGUGUAGUUUUAAAGUUAGGCCAACCCUAAAGAGUCAAAAACUAAUAAAUAACUAAGUUUAACGCAAGGAACUCAUAGUUUGUUAGCCACCUACUUUCCCCGCUUGCGUAAUACGGUUGCGUUGUUGUGUCUGAGUAAACAAUUGGACGAACAUGUUUAAUUGCCUCUUCGCCGUGGUUACGUAUAAGCUCAUAUACUAAAAAUUCGGAGAUGUCAGCCCAAUAUUCAUUAUAAUCCUCCUGCUGUCACCGCCUUUGUGCUAACUGAAGAGCCUUUCGCAUUAAUGCCUGAGUGAGAACAGAAUUUUGGAGCGUACCUAAUGGAGUGACACAAAGCCUGUAUUUAAUUCCGUAUUCAUUCCGAUAUUGUAGUCGAAAUAUCGUCAAAACAAAAGAUCGCAAUAGACUAAAGAAAUUGGAACAUUCAGAGGUCGUUAUCCUCAUAAUGCUUUCCUAAUGAUUCCGAGCAAAAAUGUAUUAGAAAUUUCCAUAAUGAAGGUGUGUUGGUACAAAUCACGCGACCGCUGCCGAGGUGUUUGGUAACCAAGUUAUUGAUUUUAUGCAAAGGUGUGUUGCACCCUAAAUGCGAUGCCAAUAUUGCCUUCCACAGAUGUGGUACCCUGUGCGCCCCUGAUUGGUUUAUUGAAUCACUCGACUGUAAUGUCACGGGGUUUCCAGAAAGCUUUUACUGAGAACCUAAACCUAUAAUAAUGUUACCAAUAUUGAACACUGUACUACUCAGUACCAAAUAAAUUCAACCCCUGAAAUGGGUAUCAAACGCCCAAAACAUUUUCUUUAAUGAGCAAAGCAAUCACUGAAAACUAAAAUUUUCCUACUGAAGCCAUUAUUUUGAAGUCGAUUGAUAUUGUAAUGGUAUCGACAGAA
This is a messenger RNA of Spodoptera litura, 5347 nucleotides long. The record is from RefSeq and is a predicted model, not a curated record. NCBI's taxonomy places the organism in Eukaryota, Metazoa, Arthropoda, Insecta, Lepidoptera, Noctuidae.